AUGUCAUUCGAUCUGACAGAACAUCUUUACUAUUCAAAAUCUUUAAACACAUCAAACGCAUUCGAACGCAAUUACAUAUUUGACUUAAACGACGAUCUAGUUCCACAAAAUCUUCGAGAAGCCUUCAUGUCAGAAAAUUCCGAUCCAGCACAACCACAGAUUGUAAUAUUCAAGAAUAAUGUUAUCAAUACUUCAUCGUCUAUCGAAUUAAUCAAAUCAGAUGACAAUCAAGCUGAUUUCAUUACCGAAUUACAAUCAAUUACAAGAAGUGGCAGUGACAACGUGAUAAAUGACCGAGACAUUCAAAAUUCCAAUGAUGAUCCUGAAAAGUGGUAUCCAACACGAACAUGUCCAAAUGGAUGCAAUUGUGGCAAAUGUCCAAUAGAUAAUGACAUCCAACAAUCCCAAAGCAUUAUGUCAUUAGUUCCGAGCAAUUCAUCCACGUCGAUGACUUUAGUGCCAAGCAAUUCAAAUUUUUUCAUAUCAAUCACAGAUGUUGUUCCAUUACGCGCGAAUUUUGGCGCCAUAAUUCAUUGGAAUGUGCUGCACUAUCACGGAAUUAGUGGCUACAAAAUAUUCCUCGAUGGACAGCACGCAGCAUCGGUUUAUUCGCCCACACGAACUGUCGCAUUCAUUGACAAUGUAAAUAUGAAAUUUUCGCAUCAUUUUGCUGUAUCAAUCAUGAAAAACGGAACAUUUGCAGCCAAAUCGAAAUCCAAUAAGCAGCAACAUCGAAGGAAUUCAACAUAUUCGACAGCGAGACAACCGAAAAUUAUGUAUGGAUUUCCAACACGCGAUGGAGAAUUCGGUUGGCAAGCAUCGCUUGAAUUGCUACAUCCAUCACUCGGAUUCAUUGGUCAUUGGUGCGGUGGCGUGCUUAUAAAUAAAUAUUGGGUUGUGUCGAGUGCUCAUUGUGUUCAUAAUGAUUUAUUCAACCUGCCACUUCCUGCCCUAUGGACAGUUGUGCUAGGUGAAAACAAUCGUAAAGUUGAGACUGGCUACGAGCAACGAAUUCCAGUCGAUAAAAUUGUUAUGCAUGAAAAAUAUCGACACUUUAAAAAUGAUUUAGUCCUCAUGAAGCUUUCAAGAGCCGCAAAUUUAUCACCAAAGUCAAGAGUUCGAACAAUCUUUUUGCCAUCAUCGAGUCACACAAAAAUCAAUCCGACACGUAAUGGACAAUCAUCAAAAUACACGUGGAAUGAUAAUGACGAUAAUUUAUUAAAUCUUGAUCGAAAUGAAAAUUAUUUAAGAAAAUUGGAUACGACAUCGAAUGUUGCAUUGAUGGAUAAAAUAAAAAGAGUAAAUCGGAAUGAGAUUACAAAGAGGGAAAGUUCAAAAACUAAAUUAAGAUCUGAUGAUGAUAAAGUCAGCAGUGCCAAUAAGACUAAGGUUAUGAAUAGCAGCAAAUUUACGAGAAAUUCUACAUCCACUGCCAAGAAAAAUCAUCGACGUAAUGACAAAUUUUUACAUAGACGACCAACAAAUCCAGAAGAUUAUGAAUUGUUCAUGAGUGCAAAAGAUAAACAGCCAACGAGUUCAUCGAUCGAUUAUUAUGAUUGCUGGACAGUCGGAUGGGGGAAGUGGAUGGAAAGGGGUGACUUAUCGGAUGUUCUGCUGAAAAUUGAUGUGCCUAUUCAUGAUAUGCAACAAUGUGACGAUGUUUAUUCAGGGUAUGUGUCCUUAAAUAACGCACAGCAUUUAUGUGCGGGACGACUAGACGGAAGCGGUGGCUCAUGCAUUGGCGAUUCAGGUGGCGGUCUACAAUGUAAAUUAGAUAAAAAUGGUCCUUGGAUACUCGUUGGCAUAACAAGUUUCGGUUCGGGAUGUGCUAAAGAAGGAUAUGCUGAUGUAUUCACGAACGUUGCAUAUUAUCGAAAUUGGAUCGAUAAUGUUAUUCGAAAUAAUUAAAAUGGAAAUGAACUUUUGAUGCGGUUGUUAUGGAUAUUUGUGAAUGGAUGUGCGGAUGAAAAUAUUACGUGUGAAUGAAUAUGAAAAUUGAUGGAUUAAUAAUGAUGAUUGGAUGUAUAUAAAAUGUAGAGUUAAUUGUUUCAGAAGCCAGAGCAAAUGAAUUAAAAUUAAUGAAGGAAUUUAGCAGAAAUUAUUGGAAAUUAUACAGGGUGGGGACACUUUUUUUGGGGGGGUGCUUUUAUGUUAUUGAUAAGUUUUAAAUAUGUAGAAUUUUUAUUAAUUUUUUGAUGACAGUAUUAUUAGAAUUUUAGGAAGAAAUGUGCUUGUUGGAUUUAAAAGUACAUGUUUUAAAAUCAAAGUUUUUAAAAACUUAUUGGCUUUUUUAAAUUAAAAAAAACCG
Molecule: messenger RNA, 2308 nt
Organism: Chironomus riparius
Lineage: Eukaryota; Metazoa; Arthropoda; Insecta; Diptera; Chironomidae
Source: the annotation of a GenBank genome assembly